CCCCGUAAUUCCACUCCCGCUCCCCCCUCCUAUCGCCUCCCCCCUCCUCCGGCUCCGAGAUCUCGCGCGCCGCCGAAGCUUCCAGAAGCUUCCGGAGGAGGAGGAAGGCGCGCCGCCGAUGCUCGUCCCGAAGCGGAUCAACUACAUGGCCCCGCUGCUCGCCUCCGCCGUCAUCCUCCUCCUCCUCCUCUCGGGAUACUUCGAGCUGCCCUCCGUCUCCUCCUACUCCGCCUCCCUCUCCCGCCCCGCGCCGCUCUUCGCCACGGCGCUCGACACCGUCGGCUCCCGCGACCGGUCCCCCUUCACGUCGCUCCUCUCCGCCUUCGCGGCCUGGGACGCCGCCGUCGGGUGCCCCCGCAUCCGCGCCAAGCUCGAUACGGCUGGGGCCGCGGGCGCCAACGCGAGUGCGGCGGCGUCCAUCACGGGCGGCGCAGGGUGGGGCGGCGGCGGGAGGUGCGAGGACAUGAGGGCGCGCCACGUCGGGGUGCUCGUCAAGGGGUGGACGUGGAUCCCCGACGCGCUCGACGGGGUGUACACGUGCCGCUGCGGGGUGAGCUGCGUCUGGAGCAAGUCCACCGCCGUCGUCGACCGGCCCGACGCGCUGCUCUUCGAGGGUGCCACGCCGCCUCAGCAGAGAAUGAAAGGCCUGCCGCUUCGUGUAUAUCUUGAUCUGGAGGCUAGUAGGAAGCCAACUGGUUUCGAGGACAUUUUCAUAGGUUACCAUGCUAAAGAUGAUGUACAAGUAACAUAUGCUGGAAAAUCAUUCCACACUAGUCGAAGUUACCAUGUAUCGACUGAAAAGAGAAAUGAUGCACUUAUUUACUGGUCAUCUUCAAGGUGUCUUCCUCAUAGAGACAAAGUUGCAAAAGAUUUCCUGUCAUUGGUUCCACACCACUCUUUUGGGAAAUGUUUGAAUAAUGUUGAUGGUCCCGACAUGGCAUUAUCCAUGUAUCCAGUUUGCUCCACCAAUGAUAAUGGCAAACCACACUGGUGGGAUCACCUUCACUGUGCAAUGUCACAUUACAAGUUUGUUCUUGCAAUUGAGAAUACCAAGACAGAAAGUUAUGUGACCGAGAAAUUGUUCUAUGCCUUGGAGGCUGGGUCAGUGCCAAUAUACUUUGGGGCACCCAAUGUCUGGGACUUCAUUCCUCCCAAUUCUAUUAUAGAUGCUUCCAAAUUCAGCUCACUCCGUGAAUUGGCAUCAUAUGUGAAAACUGUUGCCAACGAUCCCAUAGCCUAUGCAGAAUACCAUGCAUGGAGGAGGUGUGGUACCCUGGGUAACUUUGGUAGAUCACGUGAAAUGAGCCUUGACACACUGCCCUGUCGACUUUGUGAACUUGUUAGCAAAAGAGGUGGUAGGAAUGCAGAUGCAUUGUGAUUGACUGGUAAUAUUUUUGUGUCUAUACUUUUGACGAGAACCGAAUGACUUGAACUCCAAUGUGGGAUAUGUUACAUGUAUCCAAUUGGUAUGCAAUGAAGAUGAAGUGCUUGGAUGUCGGAAGGAAACAGUUGAUAUUGUUCUGAUAACACACUGUAUUUCUUAUUACAUUUUUUCUAUUUCUUUUUGCCUACAGAUUUGAGAGAUGUACACAGUAAUUAGGGAGUCAUGUUUGUAGGGAAAAAUGUAUGAAUGAACAUUAUAUUGCUAAUGUUAUACGGUCAUUAAGAUCACCCUUAUACCGAUGUCUUGAAGAAAUGUGAUGAUACAGAACCAGCAAUAUCUUGAAACACUGUAUGCUGCUUGAUGCCUAUCCAAUUCUAUGAAACUACAAUAGAGUGAACUAUGUGCUUAU
This is a messenger RNA of Oryza brachyantha (malo sina), 1793 nucleotides long. RefSeq names its product alpha-(1,4)-fucosyltransferase-like. The transcript has 4 exons. Lineage: Eukaryota; Viridiplantae; Streptophyta; Magnoliopsida; Poales; Poaceae. The record is from RefSeq and is a predicted model, not a curated record. Gene Ontology annotation, cellular component: membrane. Bases 119 to 1378 code for a protein of 419 amino acids. Gene Ontology annotation, molecular function: alpha-(1->3)-fucosyltransferase activity.